Aureobasidium vineae is the source of this 1422-nucleotide messenger RNA. The record is from the annotation of a GenBank genome assembly. NCBI's taxonomy places the organism in Eukaryota, Fungi, Ascomycota, Dothideomycetes, Dothideales, Saccotheciaceae.
AUGGAAAACUUCGCCCUCGACGCAACUCACAAAGGCGGCCUGACCAUACAGCACUACCUCGACUGCUCGCCCAACGUCGUCAACAUCUUCAAGGAGGUCAACAAGCUGGUUCUUGUCGUCACCAUUGGCUUGGUCUCCGUCUCUCUGCUUCGCACCUUCCGUCCCUCGACGUCUCCACAAGCAUCCUAUGUUAUCGAAGGCCUCUCCUUUGGCCACAAGGGCGCCAUCUCGCCAAACGGUCGUGCCGUACCUGGUUGGCACCUUUCUGGAGAGAACCACACUCCUCAACUGCUCUCGGAUCGCAUCAUUCUCACCCCUCCAGCUCCCGGUGGUACACGAGGCGCUAUCUUUGCCGAUAACCCCAUCACCCAGCCCGAGUGGAUUGUCGAGACCGAGUUCCGUGCUUCGGGUCAAGAGCGUGGCAGUGGUAACCUGAACUUCUGGUUCGUCGAUACCGGCCGUUCCGCUGUCGGUCAGAGCAGUAUAUACACCGUUGGCAAGUUUGACGGUCUUGCACUCGUCGUCGACCAGUAUGGUCCCCGUGGAGGUUCUAUCCGUGGUUUCCUCAACGACGGCUCGGCCAACUUCAAGGACCACCACAACGUCGACAGCCUGGCGUUUGGUCACUGCGACUAUGCAUACCGUAAUCUGGGUCGUCCCAGCAAGCUGCGCAUCGAGAACGGUCCUCAUGGCCUCCGUGUCGACGUCGAUGGCACGCCCUGCUUCCACAGCGAAAAGGUCAACCUUCCUCCUGGUUACUUCUUUGGUGUCUCUGCCGCUGCCUCCGAGAACCCCGACUCUUUCGAGGUCUACAAGUUUGCCGCAUCCACCACAACCUCCAUUACACGUGAGGAGCCCAAUACUGAAGCAAAACGUCAACAUCUCGAGAAGCUCGACAAGUUCCCUGGUUCUCCCGAAUCUCUUCCCGAUGCCGAUGCCGGCACUAUCCUGGACCAGGUCCACCAGUUCGCUGAUCUCCACAACCGCCUUCAAGCAAUGAACCACCAGAUCGCAAACCUGUUUGGCGAGUUUGAGCGUGUUUCUCGCCAGAUGAACGAUCAUCAUGCUGAAUUGAUGUCCAAGGUUGCUGGUACCAACGCUGGUGAUUCCAGUGACAAGUCCCAACAGCCUACUGGCGAUGCCCUGCUUCCCCUAAGCCGUCGUGUUGAGAACAUUGAGCGUAUUGUGCUCGCCGUCCAACGUGAUGUUGAGGGCAAGGACUACCGUGAGCAUUUGACAAACCUACAGCAGUCUAUCGAGGGUGUUCGUGGAGGCUUGACUGAGCAUCUCCCUGAGACCAUCUCUCACACCCCUAAGAUGGGCAUGUUCAUCUUCGUCGUCAUUGCCUUCCAGGUCAUGCUCGCCGGUGCCUAUAUCAUCUACAAGAGACGCAGAGCAAAUGCUCCCAAGAAGUACUUGUGA